Messenger RNA from Symbiodinium necroappetens, 2562 nucleotides. Lineage: Eukaryota; Dinophyceae; Suessiales; Symbiodiniaceae. The record is from the annotation of a GenBank genome assembly.
AUGUUUGAAGGAUCCGUGGCGUCCUUCUUCUCCACGCCUUUCUUCCGAGGGGACUCGCGGCAAAGCCUUGGCCUGGAAGGCCCGGGCUGCGAGCCCCUGACGGAUGACUUUGACUACGAGUUCGAGCUGCUUUCAUGCUGGAAUCGAACUGCGAAGCAUUCAGCCAAGGUGACGAAGUUCCACCGCCUGGUGACCAGAUCAUCUUUGAGCAAGCAUUUCAGCGACUUCCCCGAGGAGCUUCAAGAUGGGCAGGCAAUCUUUGUCAUCAAGCCGUUUUCCGCCAAGAAGAUCACCUGGGACUUGCUGAUUUGUUGUAUCGUCCUGCAUGAUGGCAUCGUGCUGCCGCUGCAGCUGUUGGGCAUUGAGGUUUCCACGUCCGAUAUGCUGGCAUGGCCACUCACGCUGGCCUGGACUGUUGACUUGGUCGUGUCUAGCAUCAUCACCUUCGAGCGUAAUGAUGGCACUUGGGAGACACGAGUGCGGUAUACCUUCCGGCGAUAUUUUGCAGGCUCCUUCUUGCCUGACUUUGUGCUUGCAGCCUUGGCAUGGGUGGAGCGCUUCACAUUCUCGCAGAGCUUCAAGUUCCUGCGGAUCUGCCGGCUCUUCCGGCUCUACCGCAUCGAGGCGAUAAUACAGCUGGUCUCUAACAACAUCCGUUCCGAACGAGCGGUGCUGUGCAUCGGCAUUUCAGGCAAGAUCAUGUGGCUGGCCGUUUUCCUCCAUUUCAUUGCCUGCCUUUGGCUCAGCCUUGGGCGGCAGGAGGGCGGCUGGGUCUCGUACCACAAACCGGGCAUCGCAGACAUCCAGCAGUACAGCAUUGCCUUCCACUGGACCCUUGCGCAGUUCCAUGGAUCCAUGGAGCUUUAUCCUGUCACGGUGGAGGAGCGCAUUUUUGCAUUCUGCUACUUGCUAAUGGCCUACAUUUUGGCCGUGGUGUUCAUAUCAAGCAUGACGUCGGCCAUGACCAGGUUGUAUCUCAUCACCGGGAUACAGGCAGGACACCAGCGCGUGCUGAGGUGGUUUCUCAUUGACAACGGAAUCUCAAGGCAGCUGACGGCGCGGAUCCACUCGAACUUGAAAGCCUCCCUUACGGCCCAGUCCCAUGCCGUCCCAGAGACUGAGGUGGAGUUCCUGCAGCUGGUGUCGGAGAACCUUCGGAUGGAGCUCCACUGCGAGAUGUAUGGGCCUGCGCUGCGGCACCAUCCGUUGCUGGCGCCCAUGACAGCGCAGAUGGUGAAGCAGCUGUGCCACACAGCGAUUUCCCUGGCUCUUAUCUCGCAUGGCGACCUAGUUUUCAUUCAAGGCGAGGUGCCGGUGGAACCGCGGAUGGUGUUCAUCACGGAUGGAGACCUGGUUUAUUUCCGCAGCGGGAAGUUCGAGUCGAUGUCUGUCCAUCCGGGCGACCACGCUGCAGAACCGGUCCUGUGGACAGAUUGGCUCCAUCACGGCACUCUACGGGUAGCAUCUAUGCGUGUGAGGCUCCUCCUCCUGAGCGCGAAAACGUUCCAAGAGCUGGCCCAGAAGAACACCUGCCCGGAGAUUGAAUCUUGUUCGCAAGGUUCCAUCAUGCGGCUAGGCCCAGUACCAGUGGCCUACCACCUGGUGCCGGCACAAGCUUUGGAGGUGGCAGGAUGGCAGUCCUUGGCCACACAUCCCGGAGCAGAGGCGGCGCUAUGCUGCCGCUUCAUCGCCUCCUUCUGCGUGGCUGCCAUAGCUUGUCAUAGGGAUGCGGCGAAAGCUUCUGAUGCGGAGCUAACUGUGCUGGAUCCCAUUGGUGACACUCGAGCAUUCCUGGAGAACCACAUCAACGCCUUUCUGCAACAAAGCGACGCCAUGGCUUUGCCGAAGAAACUAGACCAGGACGGCUCCUGCGCCCGGCGGCUGCAGCAGCUGCUCAUGAGCCAGGCGCCUUCCAGGACUGAAGCGCACUGGAAUUGGAAAGUGGCCAAGCUGCCGAUCGCCGACUCGAUCGCUGCCAGACAAGGCAUUGCCGGAGUGGACCUGUACAAUGGACAUCCGACCAUAGCUACGUAUUUCGGAGCAUAUUGCAUGGAUGGGCUGGCGAUGGCUCUCUGGGCACUCUGGAGCUCCAACAGCUACUCCAGCGCAGUGCGGGCCGGUGUCAACUUGCUCGGCGACGCCGACACCGUCGGGGCCAUCGUCGGCCAGAUGGCCGGGGCCCUCUAUGGCUGGAAGCAGAUCAAGUCAGAGGCCUUCUCCGAGCGCUGUGUCAGAAACCUGAAGUACUGGGACAAGUGCGCCGAGAUCGGACUGCGAGCAGCUUUGCUCUACCAUCUUGGACCUCGUCCUCGCGGAUCAUUGAAGCCCGCAGACGGCGAGUCGAAGGCGAAACUCUACCAGCGACCGAGUGGAGACGUCCCGCUUGCCGGCGAACUUCCGGCUGGUGAGUGGGUGACCUGCGUGGACGCGGCCAAGGACUUCGUCUGCGUCUCGCACGAGGGCAGUGGCCUACAGGGCUGGGUGCCGAAGAAGAGCAUUGCUGACUGGGCUCCUGCAGCGGGCACAGAGGAGCUGUCCUUGUUCGUCGUCAGCGGCACAGAG